Messenger RNA from Penicillium manginii, 1458 nucleotides. RefSeq lists its product as uncharacterized. The transcript has 2 exons. The record is from RefSeq and is a predicted model, not a curated record. NCBI's taxonomy places the organism in Eukaryota, Fungi, Ascomycota, Eurotiomycetes, Eurotiales, Aspergillaceae. Bases 1 to 1458 code for a protein of 485 amino acids.
AUGUCUGCCGAAAGACAGCUGCCAGGUCUCCCUGGGGACAUUUACCCGUUGUACCCACUCGACAGCAAUAAGACCAACCACUGUUUCGUAUCCUGGUUGAUGAGAUUUAAUGAUGUUCUUGACCCUAAACAAUUGAAUAAUGCUUUGUUAAAGCUAUUGGGAAUUGGGGAUUGGAAGAAACUCGGCGGUCGACUGCGAUUCAAGGACAACGGGAAUCUAGAAGUCUAUGUCCCGAAUACCUCAGGGGAAGAUUCAAGAAAGACUUUCUUCACCCAUCAGACUUUCGAUGUGGAUAUUCAGAACCACCCAGUGGCUUGUCAAUUCCCAACAAACACUACCGGUCCAUCAAUCCAACCAAUCUCUGAAGACUUCAAGCCAUUUGUUACACGGCAAAGCUUCCCGACCUUCCAACAGCUAGUGCAGGAGAAACUGCCAUUAAUAUCUCUCCAUAUAUCCUCUUUCCGAGAUGCAACCCUCGUAUCUCUGGUCUGGCCCCACGCGUUGAUGGACGCAUUUGGGGGCCAGGCUCUCCUCGCUGCCUGGUCAUCGGUAUUAGCUGGGCGAGAAGAAGAUAUUCCUACUAUCAGCGGUGCACGGAAGGAUCCCCUUCGCGAAGCAGUCUUAUCGAAUUCUGAGAGCUGGGAAGAGCUGAAGCUUGAAGAAAGGCGCCUAAAAGGAAUGGGUCUUUUCAAGUUCUUAGCCCGGUACUUGUGGAACAAUACAUGGGACGCACCUCGAGAAAGGCGUGUUAUUUUUCUUCCGAAGAUCUCCUUGGACAGGAUGAAGAAUCUUGCGAAGGAACAGAUUCGCGAUACAUCUUCAAGUCGUGAUUCUGGAGUGUUCUUUAGUAGCGGGGAUGCACUUAUCGCGUGGGUAACGCAAGCAGUGUCAUUGUCAGAACCGACACCCCGUCCAAUUACUAUUCUGAGUCUCUUAAACGCCCGCUUUCGACUUCCAGAGUUUAUCAACUCAACGGGUGUUUUUCUUCAAAAUCUAACACUGGGAACCUAUACAUUUCUCUCGUCGCAAGAAGCAAGAGGGCCGAUUGGACCCAUUGCACUUAGUCACCGCCAACACUUUAAUGAACAAGCCGCAGAGAAGCAGGUUCGUGCUUUUAUGAGAACCGGCUACCAAGAUAUCGACGCGGGUAGAGAACCCGGGGUGCUCUUCGGAGAGGCGAACGCUUUGCCGAUAGUUCUCAACAACAUGGUCAAGGCAGACUUGAUACAAACUGUCGACUUUGGGGCUGCUGUCGUGCGCCAGGGAGAUCGUUCAAAAAACAGAACGAAUCCGCUAGGGACGAUGCUCAUGUACUAUUAUGAAAAUGUGGGCGAGCCGUACAAAGGAUUCAACCUUUUCACAAUGCUCGGUCAAGACCACGUUGGUAAUCACUGGCUUAUGGGGACUCUUCUACCGCGGGCAUGGGAUAAGAUAAUAGAGGAGCUUGGAAGCCUUUAA